CUAAUAGGUAUCUUUCAAAAUACAUGCAUUGCUUUCCAGAACUCAAAAAAUGUGUUAUCUGCCAGACAUUUUGUGGGUUGGUAUAAUGGUCAUCCAGACCAUGUAAAUGAGGAAAUUAACUUAGAUACAGAAGUUGUAACUGUCAUUGGACAUGGAAAUGUAGCUUUGGAUGUGGCCCGAAUUCUUCUUAGAAAUCUGGAAGAUCUGAAAACAACUGAUAUUACAGAUUAUGCCUUUGAAGCUUUAAAGAAGAGUCAGGUAAGAAAAGUAAUUUUAGCUGGGCGAAGAGGCCCUCUUCAAGUGUCUUUCACAAUAAAGGAAUUAAGAGAAAUGAUCAAAUUACCAGGAUGCAAUGUAGUCAUGAAUCCUUUGGAUUUUCGUGGUGUUCCAGAACUUCUUUCAUCACUUCCUAGACCACGCAAAAGGCUUUUAGAACUUCUCUGUGACACUGCACUUAAAAAUGAAAGUCGUAAAGAAGCCAGCAAAACAUGGGAACUUAAGUUCUUUAGGCGUCCUAAGGCAAUAAUUUGUGAUGCACAUAACAGGGUUGAAAAAAUUUUUUUUGGAGUGAAUAAAAUUAAAGGCAAUUUGGAAGAUGCACAGAUUAUUAACACUGACGACGAAGAAGAAGUGGAAUGUGGUUUGGUUCUUCGAAGUGUUGGAUACCAGAGCAUUCCAAUUGAUGAAUAUGUACCAUUUGAUAAAACAAAACAUAUUAUUCCAAAUGUAGAAGGAAGAGUUAAAGAUAGAGCAGGUUUAUACUGUAGUGGAUGGGUUAAAACAGGCCCAACAGGUGUCAUUUUGUCUACUAUGUAUGGAAGUUAUGAAACAGCAGAGAAAUUGCUUGAAGAUAUUAAAAAAGGAGAUGUACCAUCUGCAGUUAAUGGAACAAAGGACAAUGUAUUAGAACUUUUAAUAACUAGAGGUGUAAAAUACACAGCAUUCGACAGCUGGUUGAAUAUUGACAAAGUAGAGCAAGAAAGAGGAAAAGCUAAAGAUAAACCCAGAGAAAAGAUUUAUCAUGUCAAAGAAAUGCUUCAAGUGGUAUGAUAUAUAAAUAUAAAAUAGAUUUAAUUUUACACUAGUGAUAUUAAUUGAUGCAAAUUUGUACAAAUAUAAAUAAGUAUCAGGAAUCCAACCAUUAUGUGUAAAUUUAAUACAAACGCAUUCUGUGCUGAUCAAAUCUGUAGAAUAACUAUUUUUAUAUGAUUAAUGAUUUUUUAAUUUAUGCAGUCCUUCCACCAUUUUGUUAGAAAUAAAACUGAUUUAUGUAUGUUUUA
This is a messenger RNA of Stegodyphus dumicola, 1280 nucleotides long. It is a transcript of the gene dare, whose product is annotated as NADPH:adrenodoxin oxidoreductase, mitochondrial. Gene Ontology annotation, molecular function: oxidoreductase activity. Lineage: Eukaryota; Metazoa; Arthropoda; Arachnida; Araneae; Eresidae. The record is from RefSeq and is a predicted model, not a curated record.